GCAAGGGACAAAAGAGAAAUAAAUAAACACAGUGACCCUAAUAAUAAUCACUCUCCUCUUGCAGUCACCACCACUCUCCGUCUCUUUGGUCCAUUUCUCCCUCUCUCUCUCGCCAAAUACACAAAGAAGUUUGUCUUUUGAUUGGUCGUAACUCUCCUCUGUCCUUUUCAUUUGUCGACUUAUCCUUGUCUGAGGUGUUACAGAGAAGAGGAGAAUGGCAGGAGGGUGUGCAAUGAAUUGUCAUUUCUCGAGUGCUGUGAAGCUGCGAAACGACAUCGCUUCUUUGAGGCCUCGCAGUCGAGACUUUGCGUUUGGAGGUUCGGUUAAUAAGGAAAUGAAAGUCCCUGUUCUGCGGAUUAAGGAGCAAAGAUCGAGGCUUUUGAUGGUGGUUAACAUGUCUCAAUCUCCCGUUGAGCCGUCGUUAUCUAGCGUUGUUGCCGCUACUGAACCAACGAAAGGAGGAGUAGAAGAAGAAGGUGUUGGUGGUGGUAGCGUCUUACGGAAAGGCGACAAUGUUGGAAGCUUAGGAGCUGGUGAUGAACCGGAGAAACUUGUUUUAAGUGAUGGUGGCGGCGGCGGUAACGGUGGAUUUAACAACGGUGGUGGAGGAGGAGGUGGAGGAGAAGGUGACGGUGGAGAAGAAGAAGAUUACGAAGAGAAAGAGUUUGGACCGCUUUUGAAAUUCGAAGAGGUGAUGAGAGAGACAGAAGCUAGAGGAGCGACGCUUCCAUCUGAUAUGUUAGAGGCUGCUAAGACCUUUGGCAUCCGCAAGUUGAUUCUCCUUAGGUACUUGGAUUUGCAGAGCUCAGCAGGGUUGCUUGGGUUUGCUAUAAGGUCAUGGUCUUUGCUUCGUAACAGAAUGCUUGCUGAUCCAUCUUUCCUCUUCAAAAUAGGGACUGAGAUAGUCAUUGAUUCUUGUUGCGCCACUGUUGCUGAAGUUCAAAAGAGAGGGAAAGAUUUCUGGGCAGAGUUUGAGCUCUAUGUUGCUGAUCUUCUUGUUGGAGUUGUGGUUAACGUUGCUCUCGUCGGUAUGUUGGCUCCUUUUGUCCGUUUUGGCCAACCCUCGUCUGCGUCUAGUGGCUUCUUAGGACGCAUGCUUAAUGCUUAUAAUGCGCUUCCCAGCAGCGUGUUUGAAGCUGAGAGACCAGGAUGUAGUUUCUCUGCUCAACAGAGACUUGCUACCUACUUCUACAAGGGUAUAAUGUAUGGUGCUGUUGGGUUUGGAUGUGGCAUUGUAGGUCAAGGCAUUGCUAAUCUCAUCAUGACUGCUAAACGGAGCAUAAAUAAAUCAGAAGAAGACAUCCCGGUACCACCUCUCAUCAAGAGUGCAGCUCUCUGGGGUGUGUUCUUGAGUGUUUCUUCGAAUACUCGUUAUCAGAUCAUCAAUGGUUUAGAGAGAGUGGUUGAAGCAUCACCUUUCGCCAAGAAAGUGCCUCCUGUGGCUUUGGCGUUUACCGUUGGUGUACGGUUUGCUAAUAACAUCUACGGUGGGAUGCAGUUUGUGGAUUGGGCGAGAUUGAGCGGUUGUCAGUGAUAUUAAAAAAAGACCAAAACAAAACUCAGUUUCUUUAUGAAUAUGUAUGUCUAAUCUUAUGAAACCUACUAUUGUUGUAGCCCACUCGGUUUUGAUUUCCGACAUGUUUACAGAA
Messenger RNA from Raphanus sativus (radish), 1649 nucleotides. RefSeq names its product protein RETICULATA, chloroplastic. Gene Ontology annotation, cellular component: chloroplast inner membrane. The record is from RefSeq and is a predicted model, not a curated record. The transcript has 7 exons. Lineage: Eukaryota; Viridiplantae; Streptophyta; Magnoliopsida; Brassicales; Brassicaceae. Gene Ontology annotation, biological process: plant organ development. The coding region runs from base 215 to 1534 and encodes 439 amino acids.